GGCGGAGCUGAGCAUCAAAGCUUCCUGGGGAGAGGGACAGACUCCUGGCCACCAAGGCCUCACCGUGGCCAGCGCGGGAGAGCAGAUACACACUCUCUUAGUUGCAAUGUCAUUGUUAAGACUCAUACCACACCUCAACAGCCCUGGUGUGAAGGGCAGUGUUCAGUGGAUGGAGAGUCUUUCCUUCAGUAUGAUAAUGACAACAAAGCCACACCAUUGGCUGACCUGGGAAAGGCAGCACAUGUCUCCCAAGUGUGCAAAGAUUUUAUCCAAGGACUGGAAUUCUUGGGACAAGAGUUCAGGAAGAUGCUGGCUGACACCAAUCUGGGUACAACCAAGAUCUAAGCUUGAACAAGAACAAAUUGUUGGUGCCUCCUUGUUAUUUAACAUCAGUGGAAAGUACCCCUUCAUCCUGAGCACAAUGAAUAUGAGCUGGACACCAAUUACUCUUAAAGCUGGAGGUAUUAUGAAUAAAUGGACAGAUGAUGAGGAACAAACCAAAUGUCUGAAGAUCUCCAUAGCAAAUUUGAGUUACUGGCUCAAGGAAUUCUUAAAGCUCCACAUAGGGAAAGGACAAGGAUCAACAUCAAGGGCCCCGGAUAUCACCCAGCUUCAAUCUACCACCCAGCUUCUACCCACCACCAAGUUUCAAGAUGAGGAAGUAUUCAUCCCCCUGGGACUCCUCUCCAUUCUCAUAGCCUUUGUUUUUUGCAUUUCCAUGUAUGUGAAGAGGAAAUCCCAAGGAGAGGCCAGAAGAAGCCAUUGGAUCCCCUGGAACGGGACCUACAGAUGGUUGGAAGUACUGGGAACUGAACCCAGGUCUUCUCCAAGAGUACUCCUGCCUCCAGAUUCCUGCCCUGUUUGAGUUCCGUCCUGACUGCCUUCAACUGAUCAACAGUGAUUUGGAAAUGGAAGCCAAAUAAACCCUUUCCUCUCCUAGUUCCUUUGGUCAUGAUGUUUCCUCACAGCAACAGUAUCCCUAACUAAGACAAGUAAGUAACAAGACACUGUGGUAUUGUUCUGACACCUGGCCAUGAGUUUUAGGGAGUAUUGUAGAAGGACUUUGGAACUUCUGACUAGAUAAGUGUUGAGAGCUAACUGGGCCAUUCUUUAGGAACUUGGAAGAUAAGAACGUUGAACAGUGCAGACAAUGGAGGCCUGGCAUGUGAAGUUGAGGAAAGCAGACUCUACUGGGACAUUUGAAUGAAGAAUCAAUGGUUCUGGGUAUCUGGGGCUAAAGAAUCAGCUGUGAUUAACAAGAUACCAGAACUAGUAAAGUGCAAUCUUUGCUGGGGAACUACAUGUUGGUUAGCUGGAGUUGAAAAAUUAGUGGUGAUCACAAAGAGAACAGCAUCUUUGAGGUGAAGUCUUCUGGAAAGUGUUUCCUGAGAAUCAGGAUAUAAAGGCUGUGUCCCAGACAUGGUCAAGGUGGUACCUUGUGCUGGCAAGUAAACUUGAGAGUGCAGAUCCACUCAGGUGGUGCUGGUUUUGAGUGUGUGAAGAUGUCAUGGAUAGUAGAUGAAACUUGGCCCCUCUUAUCCAGAGUUGGAGUCUAUGCAAUGAGCCCAGGAUAGGCUACUACUGAAAGUGCAUUUGGAACCGAAGACCCCAGCAUUUUGGAAAUAGUAGGACCAUAGGAUGACCACCAAG
Messenger RNA from Onychomys torridus (southern grasshopper mouse), 1650 nucleotides. RefSeq names its product retinoic acid early-inducible protein 1-delta-like. Bases 107 to 865 code for a protein of 252 amino acids. The record is from RefSeq and is a predicted model, not a curated record. The transcript is spliced from 6 exons. Lineage: Eukaryota; Metazoa; Chordata; Mammalia; Rodentia; Cricetidae.